Molecule: messenger RNA, 3270 nt
Organism: Aspergillus mulundensis
Lineage: Eukaryota; Fungi; Ascomycota; Eurotiomycetes; Eurotiales; Aspergillaceae
Product: mediator of RNA polymerase II transcription subunit 14
Exons: 2
Coding region: 1-3270 (1089 amino acids)
Biological process (GO): regulation of transcription by RNA polymerase II
Cellular component (GO): core mediator complex; mediator complex
Molecular function (GO): transcription coregulator activity
Source: RefSeq, a predicted model, not a curated record
AUGGGUCAAAAUCAUGCCGGUGAACCAGGAUCAGACGCGCAUGAUCAGACGAAUGGUAUCACAUUCAGUCAAUCAGGAAACUCCGUCGGUCUACAAAAUGGAUCACUACGUACCAAUGGAGUUCAGCAUCCUGAUCGUCACCGAAACGAUGAGUUUACCAAGAUGAUGCUGCCCGCAACGGAUGACCCGCCUAAAUUGCAGCACAUCGUUCAAGGCUUUUUUCCUCUGUCGAAAUUACUCAAUCGGUCAACGCAACAGUGCUGGAAUGAUCUCGCAGAAUUAGUCGCAGAGCUCUCGGAGAUCCAAAUCCCAUCCCAUGAUUUCAACACCUCGCCAAUAUCCACCACUGGCAAGGUGCUCGGAAAUCAAUCUCCAGAAAACCUGCGAAAAAAGCUUCGCGUCCUGGAGUUUGCCCAAGCGAAGCGAGGGGAGUUCAUCAAACUCCUCGUACUCUCACAAUGGAGCAGACAAGCUGCAGAUGUAAGCAGGUUGGUUGAUAUUCAGAACUUCAUUCGUACGCAGCACCAGGCCUAUGGGGGAGCCUUGCAAUGCCUGGGCGAUAUGAAGAGGGACCUUGUUCGGGCACAGGUGGCGAAUCCAGACCUAACCACUGCUUUGGAGGUAUUGUCCAAGGAGGAGGUCAUUUCCAUGCCAGAUCUUGGGUAUAGACCUCCGAAACCCCUGACACCGAAAUCCACCCUGAGAAAGCUGCGUAAAAUCAACAGAAUCAUCAGCAUGAGAUUGUCGUUACAUGACAAGAUCCCUUAUGCCUUCCAAAAGUACCGAGUUCAUGAUGGCCGCGUGACAUUCAUUGUACCCGGAGAGUUUGAACUUGAUUUAUCCAUUGGAGAAGAGGAUGCUGAAUCUCAAUUCUUCUUCGUUGACAUCCGCUUUCUUUUCAACCCCUCACCCUCGGUUCCAGCAGGUCGAAUUUUUAGUGAACUUGAUAUCAAGAUCAAUGAUAUUCUUCGAAGUGGCGGAUUACCCGAAUGUUUCGAUUGGCUGCACAAUCUCACGCUAACGAACAAAAUAAGCAUACUCACUAGGCAGGCUUCUGAGAUGAGCAGAAGUAUUUGGUCCAAUGGCUUGCGCAUUGAAUUGUUACACAGGACUUUGGUUUUACAGUACUGGGCAUCGAAACCUGGCACAAAAAGUUGGCUUGAGAUUGGUAUACGACGAGGCGCUCGGAAAACCCCUGUCGGUGAGCCGUCUUCGCCGUCAUUGGGCUUGCGCUGGAUGAGGGAUGGACAGGAAGUGGGUUCAGACAAUAUCGAGUUUGAUACGGAUAACCUUUCUGUGGAUCGCCUUCUUCGAAGUGCCAUUGCUUUGCACAUUUCCUACACACUGUCUUCUGUUUUCAGCAGGAUUCGCGAAAAGCUUCUUUAUUCAAAUGGUUCAUUGUCAUUACGCGCUCACCUUACCAGCGUCGAACCCAGCGAGUGCGAACUUGAUGUUCAACUGACGGCAUCCCGUCGACUCCGAGUUGCGAUCGAGCCUUUGUCUGGAGUUGUAGUCUUAGCAGCUACACCAAAUACCCUCGAACGAAUUGACACUGAUCGCAAUGUGGAUCGACCGAUGAUUGACGAUAUAGUAUCUCGCGUCGGACGACUUCGCUGUGCUGCUGCGAUAGAACAGGUAGAAUCCCAGAUGAAGAUGCUUGGAUUCAGCUCGAUAAGCCCAAGGAAUCUAGGGAUCGACGCUCGAAGCGUAUUUCCCGCCAAUGUUUUAAGAUUCUCCUUUUUCGGGCAUCGUCUUUGGGAGCGUACCUGGUUACUUGCCGCAACGAGUAGUAUGGAUGGCGAUAACUGGUGGAUCAUUCAGACUCAACCAGCGGAUUCUACAACGACCGAUCGUACCUUCGAUACAUUGACUCAUGCCAGCACUGCUGUUUGCUCGGCACAGGUUAUUUGCAACAUGCUACUACCCGCACAGCAGACAGGCUACUCGUCACUUGCCGAUCUGGGCCAUUGCUUGACAGGGUUCUUGGCCAUAUAUGCGAAUGCGCGCUUCUUGGAAGAUUUGCAGUAUAUCAAGACCUGGCCGCCUCUGGAGCAUCUCAAGAUUGGACCUGGCCUUCAAAUCCCAGACCUCAACAUCGAGUACGAGGCAACGAGGCUUCCGGAGACCCUGCGAAUAGCUUUACCCGCGGGCGUAAAAAUGAAAGCAUUCAUUAAAAAGACAGUUCGCCUGGCCUUUCAUGGAGUGGAUCAACACAGAAACGUCGCUAUAAUGGUUGCGUACGGCAACAUGUAUAGUUCUUUUCCCGCCUUGAGUGAUUUAAUUCCAGAAGACGACCGUUCGCUCGUCCUUCAAAAAACAGGAACCAGUUUUGCACUUCGUCUGGUUGCCUCCCCUGGCUAUCCCGUCGUUGCUACCCUCUUUGAAAAUCUCCAAAGACUCGAAAGUGUGUUAUCGAUAUACGAGGUCCUUCGACGAAAGAAGCUAAAUACAUGUUCUCUAUCAUUGUCCCAUCUGGGCUUCGUCUACGGGCCCGGCAGAGAUCUAUUUGCACAAUUCGAUAUCAAAACUCAGGUUCAAUCUACUACGAAAGCAGAUGCUCUGAAGCUCGUGCUUGGAACGGGACCUUUAUUCUAUCUCUAUCUGGGCAUAAGUUUUGGUCACUCGAAUCCCCAUCGCAGGAUACAAGGAUCUUUGGCAUCCAACCUGAACCGGCCUACAGCCGACGCUGGUCUGGACACUUUCACAGAACUAUUAUCAUUUACGCUUCCCGUGAUGCGAGCCUUCGACCAGCUCAUGGCGACUACCUCUCAUACUGAGUCAUUAAAAGUGCAUGUUACUGUGCGUCACGCAACGUCUUACCAGAUCCACUACCCUCUCGAGGGAUGUCGGUUCCUAUUAGGGGUUCGCCAGCAUCAAAACCAACCCGUCUGGGUUCUCAAGGACGUGCCUAGUUCCCAGGAAGGGCCUGGCGAACUUGAGUUUAAACGAAAACUUUUGAGAAGUCUAUAUGACUCCAAAGGCACUGGCUGGAGAGGACUCGGCAGCGGGAUCAUUGCAGAGCCUGAUCAUGUCGGAAAUUUAUUGGCUGAACUGGACAAAUUCAUGAUCUCGAUCAGAGCUGAUGUGACUUCAAAACCUCCGGAUAGUAAACCUCCCCGUGACAGCCCUGCCACCAACGAUCAGCCGCCAGCCAUUGGACUUGCUAAGGCAGCAGCAACUCCUGAUACGCGCGAGGGUUUAACUAUUAGAUCUUCACAGCAGAGACCAGACCCUGCUCCACAACCCACGGAUGUGAUCAUGAUCGAUUAA